Messenger RNA from Daphnia pulicaria, 2096 nucleotides. It is a transcript of the gene Ifrd1, whose product is annotated as interferon-related developmental regulator 1-like. The coding region runs from base 192 to 1601 and encodes 469 amino acids. The transcript is spliced from 7 exons. The record is from RefSeq and is a predicted model, not a curated record. Lineage: Eukaryota; Metazoa; Arthropoda; Branchiopoda; Diplostraca; Daphniidae.
CAGACGUUGCAAUCUUUUUGCUUACACAAGUUCAACCUUAUUAACAUGUGGACUGCUGAUUUCGUUACUUCAACACUUUCUCUCUUUAAAAGCUAUUCAGCAAAUUUGUUGUGGUUAUCAACUUCCCAAUUUAGGUCUUGAUCAACCAUCUUGAGUUCAAAUCUAAUUGUUUUCAAUUAGCUGUAAAAAAAAUGCCUAAGAAAGGCAACAGCUCCAAGAGGAGCAGCUCUUCGCACGCCAGUGCGGGAGCUUCGUCGUCCAAAUCUGCGAGUAAUCAAGGGAAACCAUCUGGAAGAGGUAGAGCUGAACCACUGAUUGGCUCUGAUGAAGACUCACAACAUGAUACAGCUAGUAUUAUUAGUUCCGUAUCUGAAAAUCGCAGUGUUUUAGAUGAAGGUGGUGAAGCAGAUGAAAGGACACAAGUUGAAAUACUGGAAGAUAAACUAAAGGAGUUCAUUGAUUUGACAACUCAAAAGUCUUCGCAGGGACGUGUCAAUUCCUUUGAUGCUCUUUGCAAAGCAUUUAGUGCCAAAUACAUGCCUGAUUUUGUAGCUGGUCGGCGCAUGACUCUGCUUGAUUGUGCAGAGAGGGGUAUGAAAAAAGGAAGAGGAGUAGAACAAGAAUCAGCUGCUAAACUAAUGGCUCUAUUGUGCCUUCAACUGGGAUCUGUUGCUGAUAGUGAGUCCAUUUAUAGAGACUACAAAACUUACCUUCUCUCUUUAAUGGCUGAUAAUAGUGCCAGUCCUUCUGCUCGAGCCCAGGUCAGCUCUACUUUAGGCCUCUGUACUUUUUUGGCUGAUUGCGACCUAGCCGAAAUUGUUCAAGUCAUGCUAGCCCUCGAAUGCGUCUUCAGCUCCAGUCUUCGGACUCCUGAAAAUGCGGUUAUUUCAGCUGAUGUUCUUCGUCUCUACUCGGCUGCACUUAGCGCAUGGUCUUUGUUGCUGACACUUUUGCCUCCACGUCACAUUUAUGACCUCAGUCAAACCCACAUUCGACGUCUAGUCCAAUUACUCGACUCAACUGAUGUUGAUCUGCGAAUCGGCUCUGGAGAAGCAAUUGCCCUUAUUUAUGAAGGCGCUCGUAUGUUCGAUGAAGAUUUUGGCUUUGACAUAUCCACUGAAGAAGAAGCUGAUGAUAAUGAUGGCAUUCAGGAAAGAGAUUCUGCUUCACGACAAACUACUGAAAUGGAUGAAUUAUGUACCAAACUCCGCCAGUUGGCUACCGAUUCUCAUAAAUAUAGAGCAAAGAAAGAUCGAAAACAACAACGCUCUAGUUUUCGUGACAUUCUACACGCUAUUGAGGACAAUGAGGCGCCUGACAUCCGGGUUAAAUUUGGCAAGGAAACCCUUGACAUAGAUUCGUGGGGUUGUAAACACCAAUACGAUUCCUUCUGCCAGCUACUUGGAUCCGGAAUGAACUUGCAUUUGGCGCAGAACGAUUUGCUUCGAGAGAUUUUCAAUUUAGGAAGCCCAUUAUUGGACAACGCUUCCACUGUCGUGAAGAUCAAGAAACUUGAGCGUCAUCAUAUGAAUAUGGCGGCUUUCAAAGCUCGUUCGCUUACUCGUGGGAAAAAUCGCGACAAGCGAACAGCUGUUUUUUAGAAACUAAAUGAAUCGCUGUCUUAGAAGGUUGAAAGUUAAAGGGAGUAUCAAACCGGUUUGGCCUGAGAUUUAUACCAUUUUUGUUCAUUUCUCAUCAUGACAUUGGCUUUCGAUUUAUUUCAUUUUCGAGAGGAAUUGUGAUGUUCGUCUUAUUUUGUUUUGAGUGACAUACUUUGCGCUUGGGUUAAAUAACGUGGAAGAAGGAUUUGUUCGGUCAGGCCGUUCUAGUAAGAUCUUUGCACUUUGAUCUUCAUGCGAGAUCAAACGUUAUUAUCAAUCGAAACUGAUUAUAUGUCUCACUAAAGAUUUUGUGUUGAGAUAACGUUUUUUUUAUAGGAAGUAAUGUGGGAAUUGACACUACAAACUGAUUGGUUUAAAACAUUUUGCGAAUGUUUUUCGGGAUAACAAGGAAAAAAUAGCUAUUAUUCGAACUAUGACAGUUAGCUAGUAUUACUUGCUCCCUUUAAAUGGAAAUAAAAACAUUUAUAAACUGAA